GCUGUCUCUGAUCUCUCUGUUUGAUCUUCUCUGAUGUCUCCAGACUCUGUCAGGCUGCUGAAUGGUUCCAGUCUGUGUUCAGGCAGACUGGAGGUGAAGUCUAACCAGAGCUGGUCCUCAGUGUGUGAAGCUGACUUUGACCAGCAGGAUGCAGAGGUGGUCUGUAGGGAGCUCGGCUGUGGGCCUCCUUCGGUCCUCCAGGGGGCGCUGUAUGGAGAAGUGGAGGCUCCAGUGUGGAGCAAAGAGUUGCAGUGUGGAGGCCAUGAGUCUGCUCUCCUGGACUGUAGAAGCUCAGGCUCACCUAGAAACAGCUGCUCAGCUGGCAAAGCUGUUGGACUCACCUGCUCAGAGCCUGAUGAUGUCAGACUGGUGGGAGGAGCCAGUCGCUGUGCAGGUGAAGUGCAGUGGAGGCUCCAGUGUGGAGCAAAGAGUUGCAGUGUGGAGGCCAUGAGUCUGCUCUCCUGGACUGUAGAAGCUCAGGCUCAGCUAGAAACAGCUGCUCACCUGGCAAAGCUGUUGGACUCACCUGCUCAGGUAGAAGAGGAGCUGCAGCUUUGA
This is a messenger RNA of Pundamilia nyererei, 558 nucleotides long. Its product is annotated as scavenger receptor cysteine-rich type 1 protein M130-like. Gene Ontology annotation, molecular function: serine-type endopeptidase activity. Bases 34 to 558 code for a protein of 174 amino acids. The transcript is spliced from 3 exons. Lineage: Eukaryota; Metazoa; Chordata; Actinopteri; Cichliformes; Cichlidae. Gene Ontology annotation, biological process: zymogen activation. Gene Ontology annotation, cellular component: plasma membrane. The record is from RefSeq and is a predicted model, not a curated record.